GCCUCACCAAAUCUUCUCCUGAGAACGGUAGACAGCGCAUACUGCCUAUCAUCUCUCUGUUUCGCUUCUGCUGCUGCUGUCAAUGUCUCUCCGCCUUUCCAUCCAACCCUUGAUCCCCAACCACAAACGCCAAGCCAAAUUGCUCGCUCUCCGCCCUCCAAGAUCCAAUUUUUAUCGCCCUCCAAAGCUCCUCACCGUCAAAUCCCUCGCCGGAACCCCGGACCCGGCCUCGCCGGUUAAACCCGUAUGGGAGAAGAUGCUAUCGACCGCGGCUAGUCUGUACCCGCUUUACGUGACCUUCGGAGGCGCCGUUGCCUGCGUAAAGCCCUCGGCUUUCUCGUGGUUCGUGGAGCGGGGGCCCGCCUCAUAUAGCUUCUCUCUGGGUUUUAUAAUGUUGGCUAUGGGCCUUACCCUGGAGCUGAGGGAAUUCUUUUCCCUCCUACGCCAAAGGCCUUUCUCUAUACUGUUUGGUUGUGUUGCUCAAUACACAAUAAUGCCAGCUUUUGGAGCUAUAGUUAGCAGAGCACUUGCACUUCCACCAUCCCUUUCAGUUGGUCUCAUUCUGCUGGCAUGUUGUCCUGGAGGAACGGCAUCCAAUGUGGUGACAUUAAUCGCCCAAGGAGACGUGCCAUUAUCCAUUGUGAUGACUGUGUGCACCACUCUAGCUGCAGUGCUUCUCACUCCUACCUUGACCAAAAUGCUGGCUGGAACCUAUGUCCCUGUGGAUGCCGUGACACUUUCUAUCAGUACUUUGCAGGUGGUCGUUGCUCCCAUUUUGUUGGGUUCUUACAUGCAAAGCAAAUUUCCUGCCAUUGUAAAAGUUAUUACGCCCUUUGCUCCUCUUCUUGCGGUGUCAUCUUCUUCACUUCUAGCAAGCAGUGUAUUCUCAGAAAAUGUUGUGCGUCUAAAAUCAUCAAUCACCGAUGCAUCAAAUUUUGGGAUCCAGGGCAUAUUUUCUGGAGAUUUCGGGGUUGCAGUACUGUCAGUUCUGUUAUUACAUUUUGCAGGCUUUUUCGUUGGCUCAAAGAGGUUUUGUAAACAUUUUCCUAGAACACCAGUAUCUCUUUUCUUAUACUCAUUACUAAGGAUGCUUCAUCUACAGAUAUCUGUCUGCAACCAUUUGUGGUUUCAGAGAAAGGCAGCGUCGAGCAAUUUCAAUUGAGGUUGGUAUGCAAAACUCUUCCUUGGGCGUUGUUUUAGCGACUGCCCACUUUUCAUCCCCGCUCGUCGCCUUACCGCCUGCAUUGUCAGCUGUGCUUAUGAAUAUCAUGGGUAGCACUUUGGGUUUUAUAUGGAGAUAUCUUGAUCCAUCUGAUAUGAAGAAUGGACAUAAAACUAAGAGUGAUUAGUAUCAAGUUAUGUAAAUUUCAACCCUUUUUUCAACUUAUUGUACUGAAGACUUGCACAGCUUACAUUUCUUCAAUUCUCAGUCAAGUAUCUUCAUUUAAA
This is a messenger RNA of Phoenix dactylifera (date palm), 1449 nucleotides long. NCBI's taxonomy places the organism in Eukaryota, Viridiplantae, Streptophyta, Magnoliopsida, Arecales, Arecaceae. The record is from RefSeq and is a predicted model, not a curated record.